Molecule: messenger RNA, 1378 nt
Organism: Anoplophora glabripennis (Asian longhorned beetle)
Lineage: Eukaryota; Metazoa; Arthropoda; Insecta; Coleoptera; Cerambycidae
Gene: Arpc1
Product: actin-related protein 2/3 complex subunit 1A
Exons: 5
Coding region: 152-1279 (375 amino acids)
Biological process (GO): Arp2/3 complex-mediated actin nucleation
Cellular component (GO): actin cytoskeleton; Arp2/3 protein complex
Molecular function (GO): actin filament binding
Source: RefSeq, a predicted model, not a curated record
UUACGUCACUGUCAUUGUCAGAUUUAUUUAUGUCCAACGGCUUUAGUGGUGUUAUUUUAUAACACUUUAAAUAAUAAGAUUUAAAAAUCACUUGAAUAUUUCGUUUAAUUAUUCGUGUUGACUGACCAGAGUCCGCGAAUUAGAGUUGAAGAUGACUGAACAACAUAGAUUUGGGAAUAAUGUAAGCCCCAUAACAUGCCAUGCCUGGAACAAAGAUAAAACUCAAAUAGCUCAGUCGCCAAAUAAUCAUGAAGUACAUGUAUAUAAACGUAACGGUUCUGAUUGGAAAAUAUUGGAUAUUCUCAAUCAACAUGACUUACGUGUGAUGGGAAUUGAUUGGGCCCCUAAUACAAAUAGAAUCGUAACAUGUGCUGCUGACCGAAAUGCUUAUGUAUGGACUCAAGAUAAGGAUCAAAAAUGGAAGCCAACCUUAGUACUAUUGAGAAUAAACCGUGCCGCUACAUGUGUUAAGUGGUCUCCAGAUGAAAAUAAAUUUGCUGUGGGAUCAGGAGCUCGACUUAUAUCAGUUUGUUACUUUGAAUCUGAAAAUGACUGGUGGGUUUCCAAACAUAUUAAGAAACCUAUUCGUUCUACUGUUACUUCACUCGAUUGGCAUCCCAAUAAUGUACUGCUUGCAGCUGGAUCAUCCGACUUCAAAGUCAGAAUUUUCUCAGCUUAUAUCAAAGAUAUAGAAAAAACCCCAGAACCAACACCUUGGGGUACCAAAAUGCCACUUGGACAAUUAAUGGCAGAAUUUAUUAAUUCUGAUGCUGGGGGUGGUUGGGUGCACAGUGUUAGUUUUUCACCAGAUGGCAAUAAAGUUUGUUGGGUGGCCCAUGAUUCAUCCAUUAAUGUGGCCGAUGCUACAAAAGGAAAUGGCGUGUUUAAAUUGCGUACAGAAUUUUUACCGUUCUUUAGCUGUACUUGGAUCACAAAUAGAUCGGUAAUAGCUGCAGGGUAUAGUUGCAUACCUAUUCUCUACAAGAUUGAUGAGAACAGUCAAAUAACCUUUGUCGAGAAAUUAGAUGCUUCUCAGAAAAAAGAGAGUGGCGGAUUAUCAGCUAUGAGGAUGUUCCAUUCCCUGGAUAAACAAGCGAGAACUGAAACUUCCGAUACCAAUUUGGAUUCUAUCCACCAGAAUGCUAUCACCUGCCUUUGCAUUUAUACUGGUACAAAGGAGAAGGCUACUAAAAUUUCUACUUCUGGAUCAGAUGGCCAACUUGUUAUCUGGGACUUGAUGUCUUUAGAAAGGUCUAUGGUAAAUCUAAAAAUUGAAUGAAACAAUUUUAUAUUGUUAACUACAGCAUGUAUUAAAUUUUGUAACUGGAAAUUUCUUUCUUGAUUAAGUGUUGUCCAAUUAAAUACCUCAAACUUUGAA